Molecule: messenger RNA, 4248 nt
Organism: Ustilago hordei
Lineage: Eukaryota; Fungi; Basidiomycota; Ustilaginomycetes; Ustilaginales; Ustilaginaceae
Exons: 1
Coding region: 1-4248 (1415 amino acids)
Biological process (GO): protein localization to phagophore assembly site; mitophagy; autophagosome assembly
Cellular component (GO): phagophore assembly site; extrinsic component of membrane; cytosol
Source: RefSeq, a predicted model, not a curated record
AUGCAGUCACAGCACGAUAACGCACAGCAACGCCGUUCGAGUACCGCCCAUUCGCGUCAACCCACCUCGUCAUCAUCCAUCGCACCUCCUCCCGACCCUUCUCAAGCGUUCGAUCCGCAGCAACAGCAACCGCGACAUCAAGAACAGCAAAAUGAAGCGCAGGCAUCGAUGCAGAGACGGCCCUCUCAGACUGCGGCAUCGCAGUUGACCAAGCUCGACGGCGUCAUUUACCACUUUUACACCACCACAGCCAACCUCAUUAUCCAGUCUCGUCUUGCGCAUCUGCGUCCCCUUUUGCUGGCUACACCACCUUUUGAUGCUUCCCCCACCGAGCAGCGGCCUACAUCGGCAGCAGGCUCGUCCUCGCAGACCAAGCUGUCAAGAUGGUUCGGUCUCCAUAUCCCAGACAGCGAUCUGUUCAAAGAGGAGCUUCGAUUUUGGCGCUCAGUCACUUCUUUGAUGGGCAUAGACUCUCUCGAUGACGAGUCAUUGUCGCGUUUGUCUGAAGUUCCUGAUCUGCUCGUGGACGUCUUGCUCGAUCUCUCAACGGUGUCCGAACGGCACGAGAUCCUCAUUCUUACCAAACCUUCACCGCCUGGCUCCACUCGCUUCUCUCAAUCUCAUGCAUCAAGCAGUCGUAUCUGCAUUGACGGCAGGAGACCUGGCGAGCCUGCUUCCUCGCCAUCAUCGCCACGGCCUCAGAGGAUUGUGCUUGAGCGGUGGAGGUUGUGCUUUCAGUCAACACAGCCUUCUGACCCACCAGAUCUGUCCACCUUCUACAAACGCUCCGUCGUGCACUUCCGUGCGCUUUUCACAUUGCUCUGCUCUCUUCCCGCGAAUCACCUCUCGGCCAAGAUUGAAGCGCUUAAAGCCUCUGCCGAUGAUCGCAGCAAGAUAUCACAUCCUUCCCAUCCGUCCUUAGCAGCACGGGAGGACAUGGGUUCCUAUGAUGCAGAAAUGACAGUCGGUUGCAGACUCGACAUGGCUUCUCCCGUGGCAGAGCAAAAGCAAUCUGCCUUGCCCGACGAGGUCAGUGUUUCUCAUGCCUUGCCAGCGGAGGGAGACCUCUCUUUCUUCAAGCAAAAUGAGGCAGAUCCCAUCAACGACGGUCAAUACACGUCUCAUGGCCACUACGCGACACGCACUUUGCCACCGAUCGCCACUCCUGUCGGCUACCUCGAGCUCUCGGUCACCUACCGCAAGCUAACUGGUUUCUCAAUCGAAGAUGCAGAAAGUUUGCGCAACGCCAACGAUAUCAAAGUCGAUCUGGACGAAGACUAUUUUCGAACUACUCAUCCUGCUGAGCGAAUCCCUUCCCAACUGUCAAAGCCGUCAACAAUAUCAGCAGCGUCUCCUCCUGGAACGGAGGUCCAACCAGCAUCGGAAGACCGCACUACGCAGCCCACCAAAUCGCCGAUUCCAGCACCAGUACAGCAGCGAAUCGGAGGUAUCUCGGCUGCAAGACCAGCAACAUUAGCUGCUCAAAGAUACUCGCCUGACGUAACACCAGCUAGUACCGAGGCAAUGCUGUCUCAGUCGCCUGCAAGUACCAGCGUUUUCAGCACAAGCGCAUCCGGCCGUCACUCGGCCGGUCUUUCGAGCUUCAGGAGAGCGAGCUCCACCAAAAGCAACGUCUCUCUCAUGAGUCCUGCCACUACACCUGCAGCACCUUCGAGUCCCGCAUUAGCCGCAGCAUUGAGUGCAGAACCGGCUUUCGCUGUCCCAAGCUCUGUACGCAGACCCAGCACCAGUGAAAGACGGCUUCGAACGCUAAGUGGUCUUUCGAGUGGGCAGCCUAGUCCGCCCGUGUCGCCUGCAGCUGCUACUCUUGAGCUCCCAGAAGCAGGCACAAACGCGCCAAGAAGCGCAUCUGGAGCCUUCUCGACUAGCGCGACAGGGCCUUCGCUCACGACACGGACAACAAGUGGCUUCAGCGGAUCGAUGGCUGGCAACAUGGGGCCACCAUCUUCUCAGCCUCGACCCAGUGUCUCUUUCAGUUCUUCGUCACCUUCUCCACUGGCACAGCAGAUGUCGAUGCCAGGGCCAAGGUCAGCUGGCGGACAAGGCUUGGCUCCUUCCGCUUCUCAGUCGGUGUCGUCGUCGUUCAGGAGUGUGCCAGGCUCUGGCCUGCGAUCAUCCAUGUCGGGCACCGGUGUCCUCGCCACACCGAGCCUUCGUAGUGUCUUCCAGAACUACGUGCCCCGAUCACAGAAUGUCUCCACCGCUUCCAUUGCACGAACACCGCCCACCUCAACCAGCGUCUUUGCACAAGGCAGCUACUCGCCCUCCAAUCUGGGCACAGGUCCGAGGAACUCUAGCGUUCGAAGAAACUCGAGCACUAGCGAUGCAGGAUCUGGAUUUGCCUUUGCUACGAGCAUAACGGCAUCGUCGGCCGCAGCCAAGCCGCAGUUGAUCAAACGCUACAGCACCAACUUUUCAUACCGGCAGAAUCGGGAACGCUCUGGCAUCUAUGGCAGCAGUCUGGGCUCGGAAGGAUCUGGAUCUGUCGGUGCAGGUGCUGAGCCGUCGAGUUAUCCGCGCUUUGGUGGUGGCGGAAGCUUGAGCUCUGCGUACGGCCGGAGCUGGGUUUCUAGGAUGGAGCAGCGUCAAGGUCUCGGUACAGGUGGGGCAUUUGCAAGGACCUCGAGUCUCGAUGAUGCUACGGCUGCAGCGACUGCUUCGUCUGCUUCGCGGUUGCGAUCGAAUCCGGGUGCAAGUGUUUCGCAAACGGGCGGUCUGACCCCGAGUCCGAGGAGUCACGAUGAAGAUAUGGAUGAUCUUGUGCGGCUGUUAGAGACUCGACCAACCUUUGGCGCUUCAUCGAUGGGCAAGUUGACUAGCUCGAGGAACGAGCGAAGGAAUGCUCCUGGAUUGAGCAGUACACCUGAAGAAGGAGGUGGAGCAGGCGGUCGCGCAGGUCCUGCGUCUGACGCGCUUACAGAAUCAGUGCAGUCCAAUCUAGGCCAGGACCGACCCUCUUCGCUUUCCGGCAGCGGUCUUCGAUCGGGCGCGGUACUUCGUACUGCCAAUCCAAUGUCACGCAGCCAGCUGGAUGAGCUGCUCAGUCGAAUGGCCGAGUCUGUCGGCAUUCUGGGCUCGAAGGAGACGAGCUCGUCGGCAAGCGGCGAAACGUCGUCAGAUGUCGCUGCCUCAAAUGAUACCCGACAUAGAGCUUCUCCUUCAACGGGGCCAGCAAGCAGUCGACCCUUAGCAUCUCAGAACGAUCAGUCCUCACAGCCUCUUACAGCCGCACAGGUUGCAGCAACUCUAGGCAAAGGUAGAGGAAGUGCUGGAAAGGAGGCUGAUCUCGUGACUGACACUCCCAUCAGUCGAGUCUCGAAUCCCGGUACUAUCUCAAGGACUGUGUCCGGCGAUGCCGGAUUACGGUCUCACAGUGCAGUACCUCAACAAGUGCGUGCCUAUGGUACCAGUACGAUGCGUGCCGCGAGCGCUUCAGGGCUGGCAGCAGACCAAGGGUCACGAUUGUCACUUGACCCCGCUGAGGUCACCUCGACUCAGUCUGUUGUGCCAAAUGCUGUGGAUUCGAACCAGAUGCCAGAGUACGAAGCAGAGGGCGAUCUUAUGUUCAGAGUCGAUGGUCAAGCGGACUACGAUCCCGAAGACGAACUGCCAGGCGAGAUGGAGAUGGUCGCAGACGAAGAGACUAGCACGGGUACAGCUGUUCGGCCGGCAGAUGCAGUCACCUCAACCUUUGGAGGCGGGGUGGAAGGCGGUAUGGGUGCAACUUUCCCCGUCGGAGCACAUCGCGAGGGUAGAACGCACGAUUGGCAUGCAGCAGAUCGAUGGGAGCGAGAACGAGCUCUGGAGGCAGAACGACGACGUGCGGAUGCCGAAAUGUCACGUAACUUUGGUCAAGAAGUUGGAGCAAGCACACGUGGUAGAGGCUCACAUAGUCCUUGGCGUACCACCACUCAUUCUCCUGCCCAACAACAUCAAGCGGCCGCGGCAGCGGUGCCGAUGUCACUUCAGUCACAGUCUACUGCUGGUGCUGUUGGGUUUAGGUCCAGCUCGACAAGACCGUUGACGGGCACUGCGAAUAGGUUAAUGGGUGUAAGUGGUGGAGGAGGUGGUGCUUUCGGUGAUGGUGGAAAGAGAGGGUAUGGGCUUAGUGCACCAUCGACACAACAGUUUCAUUAUCCGAGUCAUGGUGGUAGGGAUGGUGCGAAUUCGUAUCCUGAUAGUAGGGAUGAGAUGUUUGAUGAUGAUGAAGAGGGAGCUGAUGAGUGA